This is a messenger RNA of Trichoplusia ni (cabbage looper), 3741 nucleotides long. Its product is annotated as probable G-protein coupled receptor CG31760. Gene Ontology annotation, biological process: G protein-coupled receptor signaling pathway. Gene Ontology annotation, cellular component: membrane. The record is from RefSeq and is a predicted model, not a curated record. Gene Ontology annotation, molecular function: G protein-coupled receptor activity. Bases 709 to 2823 code for a protein of 704 amino acids. The transcript is spliced from 18 exons. Lineage: Eukaryota; Metazoa; Arthropoda; Insecta; Lepidoptera; Noctuidae.
CAAUUCCAAGUGACUUGUCAACUGAGAUAUCAAAUCAUAAUAAAUAGGUAAGUAACUAUACUUUGACCAAUUUUCAAAAACCCUUUAAACAGAACAUCAAACGAAUGAGGUAAAGGAAAGUGGAAAAUGUCCUUUUCAUAAUGAAUUAUGGUUGCUCAUUGAGCUUUCAGCGGUACGUCUGCUCGUCUGUCGCCGCCACACUUCGUAGAACUUCGUAGCGGAUACAUAGCUACGGCACGUGCAACGCUAUAUGCGGUCGUCUUACUCUAACUCGUAGUUGAACCAAUGCUCCGAAUGAGUAAACAGGCGUUGCUCACCUCACCCUCACUUGUAUAUUUUCAUUCGAAUCCCGGUCGAGGCUUGAUAUUUUCCCGUAGGCCCGAACCUUCAGUCCUCUGAAAGCCGCGGUGGGACUUCCACAUUGCCCACGUACUUUGGAACCGGUACAACAGUUUCAUGUGGAAUGAUUAAGUAACCAUUGCGAUGCGUCGCCAAACUGAGUGAUGCUCACGAUACUGCGUGCAUUGUUGUGUUUCAAGUGCUGAUUAAUUUAUAAAAUUGUUGGAGAGGUUUCAAGAGGACAAUUGAGAGCCGAGAAACGAGGUCGUAUUAACGUCCUUGCGACUAAGCAUUAACAAAUUUAGGCGCCAUUCAGGCAUGAUUUGAACAAUCAAGGAAGGCGCGUUCGCGCGCGAAUGGUGGGCAGUGAUGGGGGGGCCGCGGCGCAUGUCCAGUGCGCUGCUGCUGCCCUUCGCGCUGCUCUCGUUACCUCCCACGGAAGCCGCCAACACCACCAGCUACCGGGAAGAAGUCGAGUCAUCCCUCCGAUUGGUGCACGCAGUGGCCACCGGUGCAACAGGGGCGCUGUGCGUCACGCAUCGGUAUGGGCGGCUGCGAGCUCCUCUACACGCAGCACGCUGGGACACGGCCAGAGCCAGAGCAGAUCUCGCUGCUAACCUCCUCCAUCAGCUCGGGCUGGAAACUGCGGAGGUUCUGAUGGCAGUAUCCCAAGGCCUGGUAUUAGGGGCCAGCCCUACAGAACGAGCAGUAGGAUCAAGAGCAAUGGCCCUAAGAUCAGACGGCGUCGUAAAUAGUGCCGUAGCUUGGGAAAGAUACGGAACCGCAGAUCCUGUGGCUGUUGUAUCUCCGCAGCUGGAAAAACCACCAGACCCUGAAUAUCCAUGGUACGAAUCAGCGCGUGAGAUAGAAACGCUACGUUCUCCAAAGUUCAUGCCGUCACCACCAGGAGCCACUAUGGAAGGCUGGUGGACGUACCCAUACUACAGCUGCGAAGCAAAAAGAUGGCUUCUAUCUUACACAGUACCUGUUUCUACUAUCCGUGGACUAAAAGGUAUAGUCUCGCUCGACAUUGACAUAUCUAGCUUGGAAAUAAACCAGUGCGAGGCUGAUACUGAGGACGAAAAUGACAACCAAAUUUAUUCGUUUCACGGAACACACAAAUGCCCUAACGAAACUACUUACUGUGAAUACAAGCCCAACAGAGAGAUGAGCGUUCGACACGCGGGAUGGGCGCGGGGAUCAUAUAUCUGUCGAUGUCGUCCCGGCUACUAUUCAAUACAUCAUCCUGAAGGAUACAAUGGAUCUCUCGUUGAAGUGGCAUACCAAGAAUACGAGGAAAACGAUCUGGAAAACUGGAGCGAACCGUACGAGUGCUUGAAAUGUCAGCCAGGCUGCGAAUCAUGUCGGGGUCCAGAGCCUUGCCUCGCCACUUACAACUGGCCAUUCCGGAUAUCUUUGCUGGUAAUAUCGGUGACCUGUGCAGGACUGACAGUAUGUUUAACCAUCUACACCAGACACCAUCGCAGGGUCAAGGUGUUCCGUGUUGCCAGCCCUGUAUUCCUCUCUAUAACUCUUCUUGGUUGUGCUAUUAUGUAUAUGGAAAUGGCAGCCAUAUUCCCGGUGCUAGAUAGAUACUCAUGCAUUGCUACGAAGUGGACUCGGCACAUGGGAUUCUGUAUUACAUAUACUGCACUUUUGAUGAAAACAUGGAGAGUAUCCCUGACUUACCGUGUGAAAUCUGCCCAUAAACUAAAACUGACUGACAAGCAGUUGCUGCAGUGGAUGGCUCCUAUACUGCUCAUCAUGCUUGUAUACCUUGGGACUUGGACACUGUCAGCACCACCAGAUGCUGAAGUAAUUACAGACAACAAAGGACUAAAGUUUAAACAGUGCACAUAUAACUGGUGGGAUCAUAGUUUAGCUAUAGGUGAAAUCCUUUUCUUACUUUGGGGAGUGCGCGUUUGUUACCGCGUUCGACACGCAGAGAGCCUUUACAAUGAAGCAAGGCUCAUCUCCAUAGCUAUCUACAAUAUUUUCACUGUCAACUCCCUAAUGAUAGCGUUCCACUUACUUAUACUGCCUCGAGCCGGACCGGAUAUAAAAUACCUCCUUGGAUUUAUAAGAACACAAUUAUCUACAUCAACUACUGUCCUUUUAGUAUUUUUACCUAAGGUGCUGCGCGUGGUCCGCGGCACGGGCGACACGUGGGACAGCCGCGCGCGCGCCCGCGGCGUGCCGGCCUCCUCCUCACUCAACGGCAUCGGCCUCGUGCCCGACGAGCCGCCGGACCUCUACCAGGAGAAUGAGGAACUCAAGGAGGAAGUUCAGAAGCUAGCUGCCCAGAUAGAGUUCAUGAAGAUAGUGCAGAUGGAAAUGCACAACCGCCACCUGCGGCCGCGGCCCGGAGGCUACUUCACUACCAACGCCAACAUGGCCGCGCCGCAGAGCCCCAUACACCCCAAGACUGUUAACAUUUCACAGUACGCAUUCCAGGACAGUACGGAGUGGAGCGGGCCGGUGUGACUGGUGGCGCUGAGCGAUAGCGGCUGGCUGUGGCCCGGGCCCGCCUGCCGCCGCAUUGUCACUGCCGUCGACGAGCGACCGCCCGCCUACGUCUGACACACAUCACUCGUUACUUCGAUACGUUGUAUUUGUUCAAAUAUUUGUAGCAAUAGAAAAUAUACCUAAUUUCACUAGUAAUAAAGUUCAUUUGCUAAUGUACUGACAGAAAACGUUGGGAUACUAAGCUUUAAUCGCAAGAUCUAUUCGCAUUUCUGUGGUGUAUGAAUAUGUGGACAAGGGAGGGCGUUGGCAAAGCACUCAAAUAUUAUCUAUUGUCUUUGUCUACCUUCCCCCUCGUCCCAUUUAUAAUAUUUGCACAUACCUAUUCAGGUUAUAGCAACAUGUAAAAGUGGUAACUCAAAUAUUUGAACAAUAACAUCAAGUGAAGUGCAUUAAGAAAUCACCUCAAACAGUGACCGGACGUUAAUUAUGUUGCAUGUUUAAGUGUUAAACAAACAUUUAAGUACUAUAUUAAUUAUAAUUAUCGUGUUAAUUUAUUAAUUUAUGUACACGAGUAUUCGAUUUUCACGAAAUUUUAAUUGUUAAUGUUGUUUAGAUAAGUACAGCAUGUAAAAUAUUUUUUGUUAUAUCUAGUAACUGCUCUAUGUAUUACAUUUAGAGAAGGCUAGUGUUCAAUAAUGAUUACUCUAAAAUACUCAUUACUCAGCUCAGGUAGUAUGUAAUAAUGUAUACCAAAGAAAUGUUUAGCAUCUUCAGUACAAACUCUGCCAUCAAGUAGUCAGAGUAAAUGUUAGUAUACUCAUACACAGCUGAAUAUAGGUACAGGUCUUGAAAACCUUAUAUCCAGCAAUAAAAAAAAAUCGAGAUGAAUCCCUACUAAUAUUAUAAAUGAGAAAGUAACUCUGUCUGUCUGUUACG